UCUUUUGCAACAAGAACUUUGCAGCCAGCUGACUGCCUCCUCCUUCGGAUAAACUGAAGCUGACCUCCUGUCUUGAGAAUGAAAACCUUGACUGUACUUCUGUGGUUGGCGUCUGUCAGUCAUGUUGCUGGAAACCUCUGUCGUGGGGUGAAGUGCGAGGUCGACUUCACAACAAUAGGAUGCUACAAAGAUACGUCCAACAGAGCUCUGCCCAAUUACAUAUACAACGAGCGUGAUCCCUCCAUCAAGAACUAUGGUGGUAGAAAGAUCGACUGGUUUAACUGGAACGAAUAUUAUCCGGGAUUUGCUUGCCGCUGUGCACAGAAGGCGAUGCAGUUAGGGUACGAUCUUUUCGGUCUUCAGUUUUACGGAGAGUGUUGGGCUGGUAACAGUAAUCAACAUGACUACAAAAAGCACGGGGCAGAUAUGAAAGGCUGUUUACAAGAUGACUAUCAGGAAUGCCAUGAAGGGUCACGCUUCUGUAUGGGUAAACAAUGGCGCAACAUGGUGUAUCGGAUUGAGGACACGAGCUGCCCUACGGUUGCUUUCGAGAGGGUUGGUUGUUUUAGAGAUCUCCACAGCAAAUUAGCCAGACCACUGCCAGAAUAUAUUUCCAACGAUCGAGACCCCACCGUAAAAACCGGAUUCAGUGGAAAGCGAAUUGAUUGGCGAAAUUGGGAUGUGUAUGUACCGGAUUUUGCCUGUAGGUGUGCAGCUAAAGCCAAAGCCAAGAAUUACACCUUCUUCGGCAUGCAAUUUUACGGAGAGUGCUGGAGCGGCCCAGACAGUCAUCUGACAUAUUAUAGAGAUGGAAUCAGUGGAAGUCGCUGUAUUGACCAAUGUUUCAUGCCCUGUACCAAAAGCAGUCCGUUCUGCUCUGGGACAGGCUUUGCCAACUACGUCUAUAGGAUAAGGGACGGCUCGUGUGAAGUAAAUAUCAGUCCUGUGGGUUGUUACAAAGAAAACAAAAAGAACCUCGCUAUGCCAGGUAUUUUCUAUAAUGAAGCGGCGCCAGACAAACCGAACUUCGCUGGAAAUAUGCUUCAGUUUAGUGAGAAGUAUGAAGUGGACUUCCCAGAAUUCCUCUGCAGAUGCGCACGUAAGGCACAAAUAAAUGGCUGGGAGUAUUUCGGAGUCAGGGAACUGGGUGAGUAACAGUCUCGCAAAAACGAAAGAAUAAACUCUUCCUCGUCAAAGAGGUCUUUCCAAUGAUGCUGAAUCGGAGAAUUUUUUGGGUUUGAAAUUUUCGAUUCCGGUAUUUUUUGGGGAGGAAAAUUUGACAAUGUUUUUUUUUUGGUGCGGUUUGCGGGAGGGUGGCUUGGUUUAAAUAGGGAUUUUUAGAGGGUAUUCAAAGCAAGUGAAAGGGGAAUUUGUUUCAGCCCAUUCAUUUUAAGACCUCAGUGGCUUCACGUGAACGCUAUCAGUUCUCUUCAUCACUAU
Molecule: messenger RNA, 1440 nt
Organism: Orbicella faveolata
Lineage: Eukaryota; Metazoa; Cnidaria; Anthozoa; Scleractinia; Merulinidae
Source: RefSeq, a predicted model, not a curated record